CCUGCGACUCUCUGAGCAGAGCACCCACUAGUUCUCUCCUCCGCGGCUCCACGUGUGCCGCCUCAAUGGCCGCCAGCGUCGCGGCCCACCUCCCGCUCCGGGCCCCCGGCCGGGUCGGCGCCGCGCCGUCCCGGUCAUCCGUCGCCGCUGUGGACCGGUUCCGCGGCCGGCCGGAGCGGCGCGGGCUAGCGGCCGCGCCGAGAGGCGGGCGGGGACUUGCCUGGUUGCGGGCGGAGGCUGUAUCCGGCGGUGGCGGCGGAGGGGGACGGAGGGAGCCCAUGGUGCCGCCUUACAAUGUCCUCAUCACCGGCUCAACGAAAGGUAUAGGAUACGCGUUGGCAAGGAAGUUUCUGGAGGCUGGUGAUAAUGUUAUAAUCUGCUCAAGAUCAGCUGAAAAGGUAGAAUCUGUGGUCGGUGAAUUGAAAAGGGGAUACGGAGAGCAACAUGUGUGGGGAACUGCCUGUGAUGUUAGAGAUGGAAAGGAUGUAAAGGCACUUGUGGAGUUUGCACGUGACAAGCUUAAGCAUAUUGAUAUAUGGAUCAACAAUGCUGGAUCAAAUGCAUAUACAUACAAACCGCUGGUGGAAACCUCUGACGAGGCUCUCAUGGAAAUUAUCACCACUAACACCCUUGGAUUGAUGAUAUGUUGUCGUGAGGCAAUAAACAUGAUGCGGAACCAACCUCGAGGUGGUCACAUAUUUAACCUUGAUGGUGCUGGUUCUGAUGGAAGGCCGACUCCAAGGUUUGCUGCAUAUGGUGCAACAAAGCGAAGUGUUGUGCAUCUUACAAAGUCACUACAGGCUGAGUUGCAGAUGAAUGAAGUGAACAAUGUGAUGGUGCACAACUUAUCACCUGGCAUGGUCACAACAGAUCUUCUUAUGUCUGGCGCUACUACAAAACAAGCCAAAUUUUUCAUCAAUAUAUUAGCUGAACCUCCUGAUGUGGUCGCUGACUACCUUGUUCCAAACAUCAGAGAAAUCCCUAGCAACCAAUCAAUGAAGCCAACUUACAUUCGCUUUCUCACAGGCUUGAAAGCCUACUCAAGAAUUUUUUCAAGACUUGCUUUUGGUGCUCGAAGAAACAAGUAUGUUACUGAGGAUUAGUUGUCCCUGUUGCCAGCUUCCAAGUUAAAGUGACUAGGAACAAUUUUUUCGUUGUCUAUGUUGAGUCAUUUAUUUUUCUCAAAAGAUAGAAUGUAUUGCUGAUGUCAUUUUGUGAGAACACAGUAAUGUGCUCCUCGUCAGCUCUUCUGUA
Molecule: messenger RNA, 1254 nt
Organism: Setaria italica (foxtail millet)
Lineage: Eukaryota; Viridiplantae; Streptophyta; Magnoliopsida; Poales; Poaceae
Product: chlorophyll(ide) b reductase NOL, chloroplastic
Exons: 13
Coding region: 66-1103 (345 amino acids)
Molecular function (GO): oxidoreductase activity
Source: RefSeq, a predicted model, not a curated record